Molecule: messenger RNA, 666 nt
Organism: Eucalyptus grandis
Lineage: Eukaryota; Viridiplantae; Streptophyta; Magnoliopsida; Myrtales; Myrtaceae
Product: probable aspartyl aminopeptidase
Exons: 3
Coding region: 1-531 (176 amino acids)
Biological process (GO): proteolysis
Molecular function (GO): zinc ion binding; aminopeptidase activity
Source: RefSeq, a predicted model, not a curated record
AUGUGGGUGAUUCUAUGCUUGUCCGUCUGUCCAACGCCUUUGCUUGCAAUCAGAGCGCUUCUUCGUCAGGCUGCGUCGAGCAGUUCGAUUGUUGGAGAUCUCUUGGAUUAUCUUAAUGAGUCCUGGACUCAGUUUCAUACUGCAGCUGAAGCAAAAAGACAAUUAAUCGAUGCUGAAUUUUAUUUCCUGAAUGAAAAUGAUGAAUGGAACCUAAGGCCUGGAGGACACUACUUUACACGGAAUAUGUCUUCUUUAAUUGCUUUGGCUGUAGAAGAAAGAUAUGAUGUUGGCAGUGGUUUUCAUGUUAUUGCUGCUCAGGCAGACAGCCCGUGCUUAAAAUUAAAGCCAAAAUCUGCAUCAACUAAGUUUAAUUAUGUCACGGUCAAUGUGCAGACUUAUGGAGGUGAUUUAUGGCAUACUUGGUUUGAUAGAGAUCGGAGUGUUGGAGGAAGGGUCAUAAGAGAGAUAGUGAUGGUUCCUUUCUAUACAGAGACCUCUUUUACGAGUACCCACUUUAGCCAUACACCUUGACCGGUACAUUUUGCUUCCUCGCAUAAUAUUAUGACAGUAGUUCUGAAGCUCAACAACUCGAAAGAUAUUCUUGUUUGGUCUGUUUGAGUUUGAGUUUUGGUUGAAUCUAUUAGAGCGGAUGGCCCUUUUUUUUUU